AUGGUUGCUUUCACUAUUGAACAAAUCCGUGAAUUGAUGGACAAGGUUACCAAUGUCCGUAACAUGUCCGUCAUUGCUCACGUCGAUCACGGUAAAUCCACUUUAACUGAUUCGUUGGUUCAAAGAGCUGGUAUUAUUUCUGCUGCUAAGGCUGGUGAAGCUAGAUUCACUGAUACCAGAAAAGAUGAACAAGAAAGAGGUAUUACUAUUAAGUCUACCGCUAUUUCCUUGUACGCUUCUAUGACUGACGAUGACUGUAAGGAAAUCCAACAAAAGACCGUAGGUAACUCUUUCUUGAUUAACUUGAUCGAUUCGCCAGGUCACGUUGAUUUCUCCUCUGAAGUCACUGCUGCUUUGCGUGUUACCGAUGGUGCUUUAGUUGUCGUUGAUUGUGUUGAAGGUGUUUGUGUCCAAACCGAAACCGUUUUACGUCAAGCUUUAGGUGAAAGAAUUAAGCCAGUUGUUAUUAUUAACAAGGUUGAUCGUGCUUUAUUAGAAUUGCAAGUCACCAAGGAAGAUUUAUACCAAUCUUUCUCCAGAACUAUUGAAUCCGUUAACGUUAUUAUCUCUACUUACGUUGAUUCCAGUUUAGGUGAUUCUCAAGUCUACCCAGACAAGGGUACCGUUGCUUUCGGUUCCGGUUUACACGGUUGGGCUUUCACCGUCAGACAAUUCGCCACCAGAUACUCCAAGAAGUUCGGUGUUGACAGAAUUAAGAUGAUGGAAAGAUUAUGGGGUGACUCUUACUUCAACCCAAAGACCAAGAAAUGGACUAACAAGGACAAGGAUGCUGAAGGUAAGACUUUAGAAAGAGCUUUCAAUAUGUUCGUCUUAGACCCAAUCUUCAGAUUAUUCUCUUCUAUCAUGAACUUCAAGAAGUCUGAAAUCCCAACCUUAUUAGAAAAGUUGGAAAUCAACUUGAAGGCUGAAGAAAAGGAAUUAGAAGGUAAGGCUUUAUUAAAGGUUGUUAUGAGAAAGUUCUUACCAGCUGCUGAUGCUUUAUUAGAAAUGAUUGUCAUUCACUUACCAUCCCCAGUUACCGCUCAAGCUUACAGAGCCGAAACCUUAUACGAAGGUCCAGCUGACGAUGCUUCCUGUAUCGCCAUCAAGAACUGUGACCCUACCGCUGAUUUAAUGGUCUACAUCUCCAAGAUGGUUCCAACCUCUGAUAAGGGUAGAUUCUACGCUUUCGGUCGUGUUUUCGCCGGUACCGUUAAGUCUGGUCAAAAGGUCAGAAUUCAAGGUCCAAACUACCAAGUCGGUAAGAAGGAUGACUUAUUCGUCAAGGCUAUUCAAAGAACUGUUUUGAUGAUGGGUAGAUUCGUCGAAGCUAUCGAUGACUGUCCAGCUGGUAACAUUGUUGGUUUAGUUGGUGUCGAUCAAUUCUUAUUAAAGUCUGGUACCAUCACCACCAACGAGGCUUCCCACAAUAUGAAGGUCAUGAAGUUCUCUGUCUCUCCAGUUGUUCAAGUCGCUGUUGAAGUCAAGAACGCCAACGAUUUACCAAAAUUAGUCGAAGGUUUAAAGAGAUUAUCCAAGUCCGAUCCAUGUGUCUUGACCUCUAUGUCUGAAUCUGGUGAACACAUUGUUGCUGCUACUGGUGAAUUACACUUGGAAAUUUGUUUAUCUGAUUUACAAAACGAUCACGCUGGUAUUCCAUUAAAGAUCUCCCCACCAAUUGUUUCUUACAGAGAAACCGUUAACGCUGAAUCUUCCAUGGUCGCUUUAUCUAAGUCUCCAAACAAGCAUAACAGAAUUUACGUUAAGGCUCAACCAAUUGAUGAAGAAGUCUCCUUAGACAUUGAAAAGGGUGUUAUUAACCCAAGAGAUGAUUUCAAGGCCAGAGCUAGAAUCUUAGCCGACAAUCACGGUUGGGAUGUCACUGACGCCAGAAAGAUCUGGUGUUUCGGUCCAGAUGGUAACGGUCCAAACUUGGUUGUCGAUCAAACCAAGGCCGUCCAAUACUUGAACGAAAUCAAGGAUUCCGUCGUCGCUGCUUUCCAAUGGGCUACCAAGGAAGGUCCAAUCUUCGGUGAAAACGUUAGAUCCGUUAGAGUUAACAUCUUGGAUGUUACCUUACACGCUGAUGCUAUUCACAGAGGUGGUGGUCAAAUUAUCCCAACCAUGAGAAGAGUUACUUACGCUUCCAUGUUAUUAGCUGAACCAGCUAUUCAAGAACCAGUCUUCUUGGUUGAAAUUCAAUGUCCAGAAAACGCCAUUGGUGGUAUCUACUCCGUUUUGAACAAGAAGAGAGGUCAAGUUAUCUCUGAAGAACAAAGACCAGGUACUCCAUUGUUCACUGUUAAGGCCUACUUACCAGUCAAUGAAUCGUUCGGUUUCAGUGGUGAAUUAAGACAAUCUACUGGUGGUCAAGCUUUCCCACAAUUGAUCUUCGAUCACUGGGCCAACUUAAACGGUGACCCAACUGACCCAACCUCCAAGGUCGGUACCAUCGUCAAGGAAAAGAGAGAACGUCAAGGUAUGAAGCCUGAUGUUCCAGGUUACGAAGAAUACUAUGAUAAAUUAUAA
This is a messenger RNA of Debaryomyces hansenii CBS767, 2529 nucleotides long. It is a transcript of the gene EFT2, whose product is annotated as elongation factor 2. Lineage: Eukaryota; Fungi; Ascomycota; Pichiomycetes; Serinales; Debaryomycetaceae. Gene Ontology annotation, molecular function: ribosome binding; translation elongation factor activity; GTPase activity. The record is from RefSeq and is a predicted model, not a curated record. Gene Ontology annotation, cellular component: cytosol; ribonucleoprotein complex. Gene Ontology annotation, biological process: translational elongation. The coding region runs from base 1 to 2529 and encodes 842 amino acids. The transcript has 2 exons.